Molecule: messenger RNA, 1002 nt
Organism: Talaromyces stipitatus ATCC 10500
Lineage: Eukaryota; Fungi; Ascomycota; Eurotiomycetes; Eurotiales; Trichocomaceae
Product: PAP2 domain protein
Exons: 3
Coding region: 131-838 (235 amino acids)
Biological process (GO): lipid biosynthetic process; protein N-linked glycosylation
Cellular component (GO): endoplasmic reticulum membrane; intracellular membrane-bounded organelle
Molecular function (GO): dolichyldiphosphatase activity
Source: RefSeq, a predicted model, not a curated record
GGGGUGAACAAAGAGAAAGUUGAUUCAGUACACAUGCCUAUGCGCUGGCCGCCACUAUGCUUUCUUCUUCUUGAUAUAGUCUUCCAAUCUACAACAUUUGAAGUCCAAUCUGCCCUGUCUGCCAGGCAAGAUGUCGGCACCGGAUCAGCCUUUGGCCUCCCUUUCCCUAACCCAUGUACAUUAUAAUCCUGAUGACAUCCUUUCAUAUGCAUCGGCCUGGCUAGCACUCGUACCACAAGCGUUAUGCGUCAUCUACGUGACACUCAUCUGGGCUUCGAGGGAGGUGGAAAUCUUGUUGAUGUUUGCGGGUCAAAUGGGCUGUGAAGCUUUGAAUUUUGGGCUCAAGAGGCUUAUCCGCGAAGAGAGACCGCAGUAUAUGCAGGGUAAAGGUUACGGCAUGCCCUCGUCCCACGCUCAAUUCGUGGCUUAUUUUUCCUGCUACGCGACACUGUUCCUUCUACUCAGACACAGACCGAACUUCUCCAUCACGCCAGAUGCAAUCCCUUUCCUCCAACGAGUUGCCCUCUCUUUCCUAGCCUGUGUUGGCGCCAGCGCCGUGGCUAUUAGUCGAUUAUAUUUAAAUUACCAUACCAGGAAACAGGUUCUUGUAGGAUUUUCGGCUGGGGUGAUAUUCUCCGUUGUUUGGUUCUCGUUCACAAGCUACCUACGAUCUUCCGGGUGGAUCGACUGGGGACUGGACUUAACUCUAUCUAGAGCGCUGCGAAUCAGGGAUUUGGUGGUGAGUGAGGACCUUACCGAGGCUGGAUGGCAGCGUUGGGAGGCUCAGAGAAAGCUGAAGCGACGUGAGCAUAGUGAUGCGACGCAUAAGUCGGAUUGAGUAUGUUGUUUACAUUGAAACGAGCUGUAGAUAUAUAGUUGGCGGGUCUUCCACAUCGAAUGGUGCUAUAAAUGUUCGCGAAAAUAUGUUUCAGAUACUUACAUGAUUAGAAAGCUUUAGCUUAACUAUUGCGACCUUUCAAACACUCUCAGGCCCUUCCAUGU